Molecule: messenger RNA, 1089 nt
Organism: Truncatella angustata
Lineage: Eukaryota; Fungi; Ascomycota; Sordariomycetes; Amphisphaeriales; Sporocadaceae
Exons: 1
Coding region: 1-1089 (362 amino acids)
Source: RefSeq, a predicted model, not a curated record
AUGAUGAAACAGUACACUCCAGUUCUGCUCGCCGUACUGAGUCAAUAUCUGCCUUUUGGUAUGACACAGAAAUUGGCUUGGGUGACUACUGUGGUCACCGAAUGCUUCGAUGCCUCAACAUCCAGCAAACCGUCCGUAGCGACUACAGUCUCAGUACAAUCACCACAAGGUACAUACGCCUACAGCAUGCCAUUGUGUCUGGAAUGCGGCUGUCCGACCUGCACAUUUACAAGCGUCUUCACGACGACUCUGCUAGCCUUUUACCCAACGGGAACUACAGCGCAUCCCUACACGGUCACUGAAACAUAUGCUGGAAUGUCAUCAUUGCCAACCUUUGCGACACCAACAACCAUACCAUACGGAUUUACCGUUACACAGGCAACGUGUACUAUCUGCGACACGACGCCCAUAGUCAUGACCAUGACCUGCCCGAGUGGCGGCGUGCCAUACGCCACACGCGCUUUCCCAGACACCAACCCUCUAAUGCCUGCAGUAGAUCGCCAAGGACUGGCUGGUGGAGUGUCGUAUACCACGAGAGGUGGAAAUAGUGCUUUGCCAACCAAUGACCCUAUCUUACCCGAAGUCAGCAGCCAAGGGCCGUCCACCGGUGCGCCGGGCAUUGGGGCAAUGCCGACUGGCGACAAUGGACAGUGUCUGCAAGGACCGACGGUGGUUUUAACAACCUUCAUUACUGUUUUGAUCAGUGCAACUCCUGAGACCGCGCUCACGUCGACUCUAGCCACACACAGCAAUUUCGAACGUCCCGUUUUCCAAAAGUCACCUUGGAACGCAACAUUCACGUCACCGCCCAUUAACAGCAUGUUGGCUAUGUCGGCAGAUAGCUCCGGUAGUGAAAACUCACUGGCGGAGCGUUUUACCAGCAAUGUCAACGCCUGGAAAUCAAGUUCGACAGGCGAUACACCGCCACCAGCCAUCAGACUCGCCAGUGGUGUAGCAGAGAAACGAGUUGCCAUUGAAACUACUAGAGUAAUUUCAGAUGGUGGUCUGUCGGUUCGACCAAUACCACAACUUCCUCUAGUCUUACUAAUCGUUGUCAUCGCUGCUCUAACGCUUCCUAUCACUGUUUGA